AGAUGAUGUCCAUAGACCUCUGACCUCUUUCCGACUCGUCCCAAUCCCUGUACCCAGCACCGGAGUGCCUUCUCUGCACCUCUCUGAUAGCUGGCCCCCCAAAAUGCCAUUCAUCACGUCUGGACCGAGUCUUCGUCGACUCCCACUCUUCUUCGCUUAUUGUCCCGAUUACGCUGGCGUACUAGCAAAGCGGUUAGAGGUGAGACCCAAGCACUGGGCAAGGGUUCAAAAAGAAGCAGAGGAGGGUCUGCAUGAAUUCGGCCUGGGGUACCUUCCUCCUCCUGAAUCUUCUUCCACUCUCCCGGCUGAUGUUCCGAGCUCGACACCAUUGAUGGACGGCAGUCUGAUGGUGUUCCGUGCGAUAUCUUUGGACCAUGCUUGGAAGCGGAUCAAAGAGGAUAUAUACUAUACAGAUGGUGUUUGGGAUAAAGAGAAAUGCGUCGUGAGGGAGUUUAUCAAGCAUGAAAAGUAUUCGGAUUAGGAUGCUGUGCUGUCUUGGAAGAGGUGAAGUGAAGCCAUUCAAAGGUCUCCAUAGCAGUCAGUACCUUCAGCUUUCUAUGCUGGGACAUGGAUCUCAAAUACACAUAUAUAAGGAUGUAAAACGCUAGUCCUCAGCGUGACUAUGGAUG
Messenger RNA from Kockovaella imperatae, 629 nucleotides. RefSeq lists its product as hypothetical. The transcript has 2 exons. The record is from RefSeq and is a predicted model, not a curated record. NCBI's taxonomy places the organism in Eukaryota, Fungi, Basidiomycota, Tremellomycetes, Tremellales, Cuniculitremaceae. The coding region runs from base 104 to 481 and encodes 125 amino acids.